CACGCCCCGCCCCGCUCGCCGCGCGGCCCGGCGACGGGGGAGUUCCCGCGAGUGGCCUCGCGCCCAGACUGUGCGGGGGGCUGUUCGGGUGGAGGCGGGGGAGCCGCCGGGACACCAAAAUAGGAGCUGCUUGUGGGGUGGAGCGGCACUAGCUGGCGGCCUCCGAGCGCCUCUUCCAAAGAUGGUCAGAGGGGCCGGAGGCGUCCCCGCUCCCGCUCGCUGCUAGCCCGCGGGCCAGCGCCGCGUCCCGAGCCCCGGCGGGAGCCAUGGCUCUAAAAGGACAAGAAGAUUAUAUUUAUCUUUUCAAGGAUUCAACACAUCCAGUGGAUUUUCUGGAUGCAUUCAGAACAUUUUACUUGGAUGGAUUAUUUACUGAUAUUACUCUUCAGUGUCCUUCAGGCAUAAUUUUCCAUUGUCACCGCGCCGUUUUAGCUGCUUGCAGCAAUUAUUUUAAGGCAAUGUUCACAGCUGACAUGAAAGAAAAAUUUAAAAAUAAAAUAAAACUCUCUGGCAUCCACCAUGAUAUUCUGGAAGGCCUUGUAAAUUAUGCAUACACUUCCCAAAUUGAAAUAACUAAAAGAAAUGUUCAAAGCCUGCUUGAGGCAGCGGAUCUGCUACAGUUCCUUUCAGUAAAGAAGGCUUGUGAGCGGUUUUUGGUAAGGCACUUGGAUAUUGAUAAUUGUAUUGGAAUGCACUCCUUUGCAGAAUUUCAUGUGUGUCCAGAACUAGAGAAGGAAUCUCGAAGAAUUCUUUGUUCAAAGUUUAAGGAAGUGUGGCAACAAGAAGAAUUUCUGGAAAUCAGCCUUGAAAAGUUUCUCUUUAUCUUGUCCAGAAAGAAUCUCAGUGUUUGGAAAGAAGAAGCUAUCAUAGAGCCAGUUAUUAAGUGGACUGCUCAUGACGUAGAAAAUCGAAUUGAAUGCCUCUAUAAUCUACUGAGCUAUAUCAACAUUGACAUAGAUCUAGUGUACUUAAAAACAGCCUUAGGCCUUCAAAGAAGCUGCCUGCUCACCGAAAAUAAGAUCCGCUCCCUAAUAUACAAUGCCUUGAAUCCCAUGCAUAGAGAGAUUUCCCAGAGGUCCACAGCCACAAUGUAUAUAAUUGGAGGCUAUUACUGGCAUCCUUUAUCAGAGGUUCACAUAUGGGAUCCUUUGACAAAUGUUUGGAUUCAGGGAGCAGAAAUACCAGAUUAUACCAGGGAGAGCUAUGGUGUUACAUGUUUAGGACCCAACAUUUAUGUAACUGGGGGCUACAGGACGGAUAACAUAGAAGCUCUUGACACAGUGUGGAUCUAUAACAGUGAAAGUGAUGAAUGGACAGAAGGUUUGCCAAUGCUCAAUGCCAGGUAUUACCACUGUGCAGUCACCUUGGGUGGCUGUGUCUAUGCUUUAGGUGGUUACAGAAAAGGGGCUCCAGCAGAAGAGGCUGAGUUCUAUGAUCCUUUAAAAGAGAAAUGGAUUCCUAUUGCAAACAUGAUUAAAGGUGUGGGAAAUGCUACUGCCUGUGUCUUACAUGAUGUUAUCUACGUCAUUGGUGGCCACUGUGGCUACAGAGGAAGCUGCACCUAUGACAAAGUUCAGAGCUACAAUUCCGAUAUCAACGAAUGGAGCCUCAUCACCUCCAGUCCACAUCCAGAAUAUGGAUUGUGCUCAGUUCCGUUUGAAAAUAAGCUCUAUCUAGUCGGUGGACAAACUACAAUCACAGAAUGCUAUGACCCUGAACAAAAUGAAUGGAGAGAGAUAGCUCCCAUGAUGGAAAGGAGGAUGGAGUGCGGUGCCGUCAUCAUGAACGGAUGUAUUUAUGUCACUGGAGGAUACUCCUACUCAAAGGGAACGUAUCUUCAGAGCAUUGAGAAAUAUGAUCCAGAUCUUAAUAAGUGGGAAAUAGUGGGUAAUCUUCCCAGUGCCAUGCGGUCUCAUGGGUGUGUUUGUGUGUAUAAUGUCUGACUGAAUCUGCAGAAAUGACCAAGCAAUCACUUUUUUGGAGUAUAGUUUUUUAAAAAAAAAAGAAUGCAGGGUUUGAAGUUCCUUACCUGAUAAUUGUGUCUGGCACAUGAUAGGGGAUCAGUAAAUUGUAAUUCCUAACCCUACUGUACUCCCAAAUAUGGUGAUUCAUGGUCAAGAAAAAUCUUAUAUAUAUAUAUACACACACACAUAUAUGUGUUUAUAUAUAUGUAUAUAUGUAUACAUAUAUAUGUGUGUGUAUAUAUAUACAUAUAUACAUAUAUAUGUGUGUAUAUAUAUACAUAUAUACAUAUAUAUGUGUGUAUAUAUAUAUACAUAUAUACAUAUAUAUGUAUACAUAUAUACACAGUUGAAUCAGUGGGAUUAAUACCUAUAAUCUCUGGUUUUCAAAGGUAAUAUGGAAUAUUUGACACUUGGUAAAAGCUGAACUACCUUUGUAGUGAAUCUUUUCCUCUUGGUAGCAUCAACACUGGGGAUAAAUCAGAACCAUUCUGUGGAAUGAAAUGUUUCUCAAGAGCCUAUAAUAUAGUAGAUAGUGCAUAUUAAGAUGUCUGGCUGGGCAUGGUGGCUCAUGCCUGUAAUCCCAGCACUUUGGGAGGCUGAGGCGGGAGGAUCACUUGAGCCUAGAAGUUGGAGACUAACCUGGCGAGACCCUGUCUCAAAAAAAAAAAAAAAAAUCCAUUUAGCUAGCAGGAAUUUGACAUUUAAAGAGGGAAUCUUCUCUACCUCUACAAAAUCAACACUUAACGCUUUUUUCACCUUCAGAAUUAUUUAGAAUGUGGAUUUACUUUGUCUAGUUUUUUCCUUUAUAGUGUAAUUUAUUGUUACUCUCUAUUUACUGACUACCAGAGAUAUACAAAAUACUGUGCAAAAGAUUGUUACUGUUCAAAGAGCUUACAAACUAAAUUUAAAAGAAUGGCAAGUCUGAAAAAUAAAUGAGAAGAUAGUCAAAUAUUUGUUUAUGCUAAGAACUGUUUUUAAUUUUCAGCUUUGAUGUAAAUUGCUAGCUUAGGUGUCUUUAGUUCAAGCAUGUUAGGAAAUCCUCUUUAUUCUUAAAUAUAGAUACAUGUCUGCAUAUAUGAUUGAAUUUUAGAGCCAGAAAGCAUGUAGAGCAGUUGUGAUUAGUAGAAAAUACAUUGACAAGAAGAUAUUUGCAUUUAUUUCCCGAAGCUGCCAGUAACUAGAUUUUGUGACUUAAGUCAUUUAACCUCUCCUUGAUUAGAGCUUCCUGAGCCAUGCACACUGGCACUGCAAAUCACAGACAGGCCUAGAUACAGAUCCCCUCACCCCUUGCUACAUCCAAAGGUGGCCUGGGUGGCUGGAGCCUCUGGGCCAGAACCACCUUUGUCCAUUUUCCUCAGUGUGCCUACAGCAUCGCUUUCCAUGUGUGCCAUAACUUGGGAAUAGUUGGGAUGUGUUGCUUAACUCCUUUACACCAUUAGUUAUCUGUGAGACCAUCUAUUCCACACUCUUCAUUUUUUAAAAAGAGACAAUAAUUAUUUUUAACUUACUGAAGUUUAAAACUACCUAGCAUUUCUGAUUAAAAAAAAAUUUAGAAGGAAAAUUUUAAUGCAUUUAUUUCAGAUGGCGUUUUAAAUAGAUACAACCCUUUGGAAACACAAUAUGGUACUACAUAGCAAGGGCUGUAAAAAUGACCAUAUCCUUUGCCGCAUAAAUUCUACUUCUAUACUUUUAACCUUAAAAAUAAUUCAGAAAAAAGAUAAAUGCAUGAAGACAUUUAUGUCUGCAUUCUUUAUAAUAACAAAAAUUGGGGAAAAAAACUCCAUGUCAAGAAAGUGGGAUAAGAAAAAUAGUAAAGUAUUAUACUGCCAUUAAAAUAAUUAUUUGGAAGACUGUAGAAACGUGGACAUGUUUGAUACGGUAAGUAAAAUGAGCACAAUACAAAAUCGUAUGCAUACUAUGAUUGUGACUUUGUAAAAUCUUUAUGCAUGUGGAAGGUAAUCUGCAAAACAAAUUCAUUGUGUUAGUGUAGCGGGAUAUGGAAUGACUUUAUUUAUUUAAAUCUUUUCUUUAAUAUUACUUUGUAUUUUCAAUAAAAAUAAAUCACUGUACAUAGUAA
This is a messenger RNA of Gorilla gorilla gorilla (western lowland gorilla), 4041 nucleotides long. RefSeq names its product kelch like family member 23 (gene KLHL23). The transcript is spliced from 4 exons. NCBI's taxonomy places the organism in Eukaryota, Metazoa, Chordata, Mammalia, Primates, Hominidae. Gene Ontology annotation, molecular function: protein binding. The record is from RefSeq and is a predicted model, not a curated record. Bases 267 to 1943 code for a protein of 558 amino acids.